Molecule: messenger RNA, 1170 nt
Organism: Yamadazyma jaroonii
Lineage: Eukaryota; Fungi; Ascomycota; Pichiomycetes; Serinales; Debaryomycetaceae
Source: the annotation of a GenBank genome assembly
AUGCUGGACGAAGUAUCAUUUAUUUCCCAGUUUUCACAAAAGACCAGUAGUUCAUUCCUCAAAGACUUCAUGGGUUACUUCAAUGUAUGGUCACCCAAAGUGUCGCCCCAGGAGGAACCUGGGAAUCAACUUUUGGGGGAAAAUGAAGGGGAGGUUUUUCAAAAUAGACGAGGUCUCGUUUCGAAUGAAAGUUUCUUCCACCAGAAGGAGAGAAAACUAGGACAAAUAUCAUUACAUUCCAGUUUCAAUGACUUAGUCAACGAAGGGAAUGACACGGAGGUUGAUAACAUUUUUAAAGGUUCCCAACCAAAUAAUAAAUUGAGGGAAUUUUCAUCACCUGAUUCGGAAAUGUCAAUUGUCCCUGAUUUUCCCCCAGAAGACAGUGGAAUUUUGGCAGACAACGAAGUUAGUAGUGAAGAAUCUAUCGCUGAAGAGGAAUUGCUGACCACCAGAAAGAGAAAUAAGUUUAAAUUAUUUACCAAGGUGAAAACUUUACCUCACACUAAAUCAUUAAAGGGUUUAAAGAGAGACCCCUUAAAUAAUAGUGAAACCUUUUUAAGCGACAAACCUGCAACGGAGAAAAAUUAUGCAGUCAAUAAGCCUAAUAACGUGACAAAUUCCAAAAUCAAUGACUUUAGCCCCGUAAAAUUGCAGUUAUUAUUCAGGGAACAAUUGGAUGAUGAGAAAGUCGUACCACUUUCAAACGCUAUAUUUACAAAAACUGAUCCACUAUUUCCAAUAUCAAUGGAAGUAAAAACAAACACCCAAGUAGAUAGUAAGUCAAAUAGUAGGAAAUCACAAAAGACUAAAGCAUUUUUAAAGAAUUUUUUCAAUAAUUGGUACAAAUUCAAACCUCAUAGUGAAAGUGCGGAGUUAGAGAAUCAAGUAUUUAGUCCCGAUAGUCAUAGAAGAAGAAUAAGUGAUGUUCCAGCUAUAUCUGAAAUAGAAGGAGAGGAAGUAUUAGAUCAAUCAUCUUUAGGAGAAAGGAGACAAAGAAGUAGCUCAACAGUAGCGAGUUUAUUCAAUUUACCUAAUUUAGCACCCAUAUCAUCAAGCUCUCAACCUCCAUCAAUAAAGUCUACUGAAAGAUCACCAAAGAUGCGAAGCUUCUUCACAUUCAAUAGAAAGAAUUCUUCGCAUGUUAGAUUUGUUUCACCAGUGGAAGGUUGA